Mycosarcoma maydis (corn smut) is the source of this 309-nucleotide messenger RNA. RefSeq lists its product as uncharacterized. The transcript has 2 exons. The record is from RefSeq and is a predicted model, not a curated record. Lineage: Eukaryota; Fungi; Basidiomycota; Ustilaginomycetes; Ustilaginales. The coding region runs from base 1 to 309 and encodes 102 amino acids.
AUGUCAGCCUACUAUGGUGCAAGCGUGCCUACGCCUGCCAUCGAGCAUCUUGAACAGAACAAGGGCACAAACGCGCACAUUUCAACUCAGCUCAGCAAAGCCCAGCCCCGCUUGCCAGGUUGUGAGUGGGCGCUCUCUUCAGCACCUCGUCAUGCGCAGCAGUCACGAAUUUGGCUUCUGUUGUGCUUCUGUUGGACACGGGUGAAGGCGGAUUAUCUGUGUCUUUGCAAGAAUCCGAGCGGAUGGUGCCAUCGCGCGUCUAGGCCACACUUUAAAUCACAUCACACCACAGAAACGAGAAGCAGCUGA